This is a messenger RNA of Jaminaea rosea, 6183 nucleotides long. Its product is annotated as DUF663-domain-containing protein. The coding region runs from base 1 to 6183 and encodes 2060 amino acids. Gene Ontology annotation, cellular component: 90S preribosome; nucleus. Lineage: Eukaryota; Fungi; Basidiomycota; Exobasidiomycetes; Microstromatales. Gene Ontology annotation, molecular function: U3 snoRNA binding; ATP hydrolysis activity; GTP binding. The transcript is spliced from 4 exons. The record is from RefSeq and is a predicted model, not a curated record. Gene Ontology annotation, biological process: endonucleolytic cleavage of tricistronic rRNA transcript (SSU-rRNA, 5.8S rRNA, LSU-rRNA); ribosome biogenesis; maturation of SSU-rRNA from tricistronic rRNA transcript (SSU-rRNA, 5.8S rRNA, LSU-rRNA).
AUGGCAGAGGCGUCGACAUCUGCGGCAGCGGGCGCAAGUCAACAGCACAAGUCGCAUCGCAAAGGUCACAAGACUCGUGCUGACAAAGAUCGCAAUCGCCACGCCAAUGGGGGCAACUACAAUCCUCGCGCCUUCAUCUCCUCGAGCUCAGGCGCAGCACUCAAAGCUGGUCUUCGAAAAGCAGAGCUCGAUCAGAAGAGGCUACACGUACCACAGAUCAACAGAACAAACGACGAUGAAGCCCCGCCGGUCAUCAUUGCGAUUGCCGGGCCCCAAGGGGUGGGCAAGACGACCCUCAUGCGUUCUUUGAUCCGACGUUUCACAAAGCAUACAUUACGCGAUAUUCGAGGACCCGUCACCCUCGUCUCGGGCAAGAAGCGCCGCCUCACCUUCAUCGAGUGCGGCAACGACCUCAAUUCUAUGAUCGACGUGGGCAAGAUAGCAGAUCUCGUUCUGCUCAUGAUCGACGGCUCUUUCGGCUUCGAGAUGGAGACGAUGGAGUUCCUCAACGUCCUCCAGGCGCACGGCUUCCCAAAGGUACUUGGUGUACUCACCCACUUGGACCUCAUCAAGAAGUCGGCCACGCUCAGGGCGACUAAGAAGCGUUUGAAGAAUCGCUUCUGGACAGAGGUGUACGCAGGAGCGAAGCUGUUCUACCUCAGUGGGAUCAUCAAUGGAAGAUACCCGGAUAAUGAGAUCCUCAACCUGAGCAGAUUCAUCUCGGUCAUGAAGUAUCGCCCACUCACUUUUCGUAACGCACAUCCGUACGUCCUCGCCGAUCGCGUUGAGGACUUGACACCCAAGGAGGAUAUCCGCAGGGCGCCCAAGGCUGAGCGACGUAUCACCGUCUAUGGGUACCUGCGCGGCACCAACCUGAGAGCGAAUCAGCGCGUCCACAUCCCCGGUGUUGGAGACCUCAGCAUUGCCAGCAUCGAAGCUUUGCCGGAUCCAUGCCCAUUGCCUACCACCGAGUCAGAGAAGAGGCGCAGAUUGGACGAUAAACACAAGCUUCUUCAUGCACCCAUGUCCGACGUCGGCGGCGUCAUGUUCGACAAGGAUGCGGUGUACAUCAACGUCCCCGGCAAUUUCUCGCGUCAGCAGGACGGUGAGGGUGACGGAAAGCCGGUGGGCGAGGGAGAGGACAUGGUCAUGCAGCUGCAAGAUGCGCAAAAGCUGCUGGGUGGAGAUGGUGGCGAGAUGAGGUUGUUCGACGAUGCAGACCAGCCUUUGAGCGCGGCAGAUGUGGGGAGAAAGACGAGGAGGGAGAGAAAAGCUGCUUUCGGCGAAGAUGUGGAGGAGGCAGAGGAUGACGACGAUGAGGGCGAAGACGAUGACGAUGAUGAGAACGACAACGAUGAAGACGAAGACGAACCCGGUCCAUCACGCCGACGCUUAGAGGAUCUCGACCAGGAUGACGACAUCGACGCUCGCGAUGUUGCCUUUGCGGACAGCGAUUCGGAGAUGUUCUUGAGCGAGGGAGAAGAGGAUCAAGACGAUGAGGCUAGUGAGGCUGCCCCAUGGAAGCGCGGGCUGGCAGCGCGCGCACACGCUACCAUUCAGGCCAACCAGUCGCGACGCAAGACCGACCUCAUGAAGCUCAUCUACGACUCCGAUCUCACAGCACGCGAGGUAGCAGCAGGCAAGACGGAGAGCAACGUCGCGUCAUCGUCGAAGAUCCAGCUCGCGGCUGAUGAUGAAGGAGACGACGACUUCUUCCAGCUUGCGCAGCAGGAUACUGGAGGGGCUGCUGCAGACGACGUGGAUGACGACGACGAUGUCGUGCCGGAUCAGAGCGCUGGAAGGUGGUCACAAGAGAACCUCGAUCAGUGGAGUGAUGAACGUGCGCUCGAUUCUCUGCGCUACCUCUUCAUAACCGGAACUGAAGAGGGCGAAGAUGGCGAGCAGCCCAAAGCCGCUGCAGAGAAUGGUGAUGAGGACGAUGAAGACGCAGGCGAGGCGGUAGACCCGGCUGACGCCGAGGAGGAAGAGGACGCCGCAGCCGCUCGCGAGAAGGCUCUCGCUGCCAAAAAGGCCGCACUGAAGGCCAAAUUUGACGCGCAGUACGACGACGACGACGGCGAGGCAGGUGGGCAAGACUGGUACGACACCCAAAAAGCCGAGCUGGCCCGCCAGGCCGCAGCGAAUCGCGCCGAAUUCGAAUCGAGCGACGAGGCCACCCGUCAGGCUAUCGAGGGACAUCGCCCUGGCAGCUACCUCCGUGUCGAGUUCAGUGCCGUCCCCUCUGAGCUCAUCGAGCACUUCGACCCUCGCUACCCUCUGCUGGUUGGCGGGCUUCUCCCCUCCGAGGAGACCUUUGGCUUCGUACAAGCCCGAAUCAAGCGUCAUCGCUGGCAUCAUAAGAUCCUCAAGACAAAUGACCCACUCGUCCUCUCCGUCGGCUGGCGUCGCUUCCAAUCCAUCCCCAUCUACUCGCUCGACGAUGGUACGCGGAACAGGAUGCUCAAGUAUACUCCAGAGCACAUGCACUGCCUCGCCACCUUCUGGGCUCCGGCUGCCCGCCCUAAUACUGGGUUCUGUGCUUUCAACACGCUGCGCUCGACCGUCUCCUCAUUCCGCGUCUCGGCGACGGGCACGAUUCUCGAUGUAGACUCCGGCUCCGGGGCGCAUCGCAUCGUCAAGAAGCUCAAGCUUACCGGCUUCCCCGCAAAGGUAUUCAAGAACACGGCCUUUGUCAAGGAGAUGUUCUCGAGCUCGUUGGAGGUGGCCAAGUUCGAGGGAGCGCACAUCAAGACUGUCUCUGGUAUUCGAGGUCAAGUGAAGAAGGCCCUCGCCAAGCCCGAAGGAUGGUAUCGUGCCACGUUCGAGGACAAGGUCCUCAUGAGCGACAUCAUCUUCCUUAGAGCGUGGUAUAGCGUCCAUCCACGACGCUACUACAAUGCGGUCACUUCGCUGCUUUCACCAGUGGACCCGACGAGCACUACGGGUGAUCGAGCCUGGCAGGGUAUGCGUCUUACGGGCAAAGUACGCUACGAUGAAGGGAUCAAGACGCCUCGGCCCGUUAACUCCAUCUACAAGCCCAUCGACGAAUCCGUCCGUCCUGCCGAACGCAAGUUCAACAAGCUGCACAUCCCUCGCAAGCUGCAGGCAUCUCUCCCUUACGCCUCAAAGCCGAAACAGCUCAAGGCGCAGUCUCGCCCCACUUACCUCACCCAACGCGCGGUUGUGAUGGAGAAGCCAGAGCGCAAUGCCAUGAGUCUGCUGCAGCAGAUGCAGGCGGUGCAAAAGGAGCGAAGCAGGAAGCGCGAGGUCAAGAGGGGAGAGAAGAAGGAGGAGAGGAGGAAGAAGUUGGCUGUGGAAGAGGGGAAGAAGGACCUGAAGAGAAAGGCGGAGAGGAAGGAGCAUUUCGCCAAAGAGGGAAGGAAGGAGGCCAAGAGGGCGAAAGGUGGCGCCUUUUGGCCCUCGUAUCCCUCCUUUGCCUCGUACCGAGCAGCCGUUUCGCACCUCUACUCGCUCCUCCAACACGGCAUAGACGAGGAUACUGCCCUCCUCGCUCUCGUUGAUGAGAUUGCCAACUCGCACUGGAACUACGUCGAUGCUCUCAAGGAGGGCACCGCUGCUCAGGGAAGGAUAGCAAACAAGGUCAAAGGCAAUAAGCCCAUCUUCAAGGGGGCGAGGGCGAAUGCACCCUCGUCUUCGCUGGUAGCCGCGCUUCACACUGCUACCAUCGAUCCAUUGGCUGCCAGUCAUGUGAGGACGGCAAAUGCGUUGACGAGGACCAUCCUCGAGCCGUUUGGACAGUGGAGCCAGAGGCACGCUGAGCAGGUGACGCAGAGUUGGAAGACGGUCGAGGAAUGGCUGGAUGCUUUGGAGGAGGGUCAGGAUGAGAUCGAUCGAAUCAAGUCUACUUACGAGGCCAAGUGCAGACAAGCAGACGAGGCAGAGGACGAUGCCCGAUUCUCUGGCCUCGACGUAGCAGCCUUUGACGAGGAGCAUGCCGCCUCUCAAGCUCGCGAAGAAUCCAGCAGCAGCGCUGUCCUCGAUGCGCCAUUCACAGAGAAGAUAUCACUCCCACCACCGCCAUCAGAGUCGGCCGACGAGACGGCUGCACCCAGCAGCGACGACCCAGUCAAGCUGGAGCGAAGGCAGACGCUUCGCAAGCAGUUUGGAUUCUCGCCGCGCAUCUCAUCUGGUGGCGCUCGCUCAGAUGCGGUCGCAUCCCCGGAAGAAGCUACAAGGCCAAGCAUCUCCCCAUCCUCAUCACGAGCAGCUGGCCUUUCAGCCCUCGCACCCGCAUUCCAGGGUAUCAAGGAGCGCAUCGCCUCAGCCGCAGGCGCAGGCGGUAUCGGGGAGAGGUACAAGCGCCUGCGUCGAGAAGCAGAUCGCCACGAGGCAGAGUAUCUGUCCAAGUCUCGCAAGCUGGACACGCUGCGCUGUCGUCUCGAGGACGCUCUCUCAGAGCAGCUUAUCCUGGUGCAAAAGUACGAGGUAGAGAGACUCAAUGCAGUCAAGACUAUGCUCUCUGCCUACUCAGCGGCAAUGGGCAGCUUGCAUCCCUCUUUGGCUGCUCGCACGCAAACGCUCGUCUCAGCGCAUGGCGACCCUGCUGCCCUCGUGGGCCGCCUUGUCGCAUCUGCUCGCACUGGGUUCUACCGCCCCCUGGUCGAAGUCUUCGUCCCCUUCUACCACGACGAGCCAUCCAUGUACGCUUCAGGCUGGGCGGGCUUCGGUACCAACUUGAAUGCACGAUGGCGCCAUGAGCUUCUCUCGAAGAGCAGUGCAGAAGGCAGCGUCGAUGCAUCUAGCGGCUCAGCAAGCUCGCCAGCUCCCGCGGCCCUUCCCGUCGUCUUCUCCCACCUCAUCGCCUCUCUAGAGCGCUCCUACACAGAGACUGACCGCUGGCCCACGACAUCCCCUGCGGACGCCGCCCUCGAGAAGCGCAAGACGUGGAUCUACGAUGUGCCCCUCUCCAAGUCGCACGCCUGUCGCCAAGCAAUCAUCGACCACGUCCUCGACUCAGCCCAUCCAGGCGCCGAGCUAGGCGCAGGCCUCCCUGCCGUGCUGGAUCGCUUUGAUCCUCCGACAAGGGCGAGCACGUUGAAAUUGUGGUUGGCCGAACUGCAGGAGUGCCUGGUCGGCGAGGAAAACUGGCACUUAGUCACGAGCCUGUACAAGGCGGCAGAUAGCGUUGAAGAGAAGUGGCGGCAGGAACGUGAAGUCAAGCGCGAAGGGAAGAAGAGCGCCGACGGCGCCAGGAGUGCAGAUGCGAGCCCGGCCGCAGCUGGUGGGACGCCCAAGACGGAUGCGUCAACAUCAUCGCCGGUCGAGCUGGACGACGACAUUCGCGCAACGAUCACACGCGGUGUACUGGACGACGUGAGCGUGGUCCUUUCGAAGCUCAGCACCAUCCACCUCGUAGUACUGGACAGUCUCAUCUCGCACCUGCGCAGCCUCAAGGCUUCGACGACGGAUGCCAACGACGUCGAGUCCGAGCAGAUCUACACGAACAAGCUGGCCCUCUCACUCGGUCGAUAUCUGCUACGCCCAGCAAAAGUGACUACGUCCACGCUUGCCAGCAAAGCGCCUACCCUGCUGCUCAUGGAUCUAAUACAGCAUUAUGAGCCCCUCGUACCUGCUGCGCUGACUAGGAAGAACAAGAAGGAAGAAGAGGCUGCGGUGCUUAAGCGUAGAACCCCGCUGAGGAAGAGGACGAAGCCUGUUGAUCAGAGGAUCAGGCGAAGUCAAAUGGGUGGUGCAGAUCACCCUCCUAUGCCCAUCGUGACGGCCGGACCGGCAUCGACUGCGGCGGCCGGGACGGCAGGGCAAUUUGAGCGACUCCAAUUGAAGGACGACGUUCCGCCCGUGCCUUCAAAGCUGGACACUAUCUUGGCGACCAGGAAGAGCGACGAGGCAAAUCUGACUGAUGAGCCCGAGGCGGUUACUCCGAUUGCGGAUCGCGUGCUCGCUUCGUCGGCUUCUACAACGACGGCAACUUCAUCGACUCUCGCUCCGCCCGCAAGCGCGGCGGAUGAGGACGCUGGUUCAGCUACUGCUUCGUCGAACCCCGGCUCAGACUACGGCACGCCGAAGGAGGAGGUCACGAGGACCCUUUCCCCCGGAACCGUGAGCGAGCAGCCUGCUCCUCUUGCUGCUGCUGCUGCUGCUGCUGCCGCCAAGCAGUCGGAACAGGAGCGGCUGCCGCAUCCGACGAUGGUAUGCCGCUGA